Molecule: messenger RNA, 936 nt
Organism: Alternaria atra
Lineage: Eukaryota; Fungi; Ascomycota; Dothideomycetes; Pleosporales; Pleosporaceae
Exons: 2
Coding region: 1-936 (311 amino acids)
Source: RefSeq, a predicted model, not a curated record
AUGAGACAAACAAGGCACGCAACUAACUUCCCUUCACAGCUUCCACUCUCUUCAUCAGCCUUUGUCCUACACCACUCUGGCCCGAGCAGCUACUCUUCCGAUAAAAUCCGAGGUUUUGUUACUAAAGAGCGACUUCAGCAGCUGACGGGUCACUUAAUGAGGAGCCAUACAACCUGGUCUAAGAUCGUUGAGAAGUUCGUAGGCAAGAACGAGACAACCGAUAGCGAACCUCCCAAGGUGGACAUUCCCGAGGAAGCGACAAAGGAGCAAGCUACCGAUAUGAGCAAAUCUCCCGGUGUGACGAGUAUUGAUAAGGUGGUUGAAGACAAAAGCAUCAACUUCCACCCUGGCCAUCACCAGAACCAACACCGCACAAGGACUUUCAUAGAGAUGGGUGGCGCAGUCAACUGGCAGCCGCUAAUGGCAACCAUGCUUAAUCACUUGCCGAUCACUGUAUGCAAUCCCCGGAAAGGCUUUUGGGAUCAAAGCAUUACGCAACAGGCCAAGGAUGAAUUCUUCAAACAACAGGUCGUCUGGGAGCUAGAUGCACUAGAACAAGCAGAUGUCAUCUGUUUCUUUUUCGAUACCGAGACUAAGAGCCCCGUGUCUCUCCUCGAGCUGGGUCUCUGGACUGCAUCCGAUAAGGUUGUUGUUUGCUGCGGAGAAGCAUACUGGAAAUCGGGAAAUGUCCAUCUCACAUGUGACCGGUAUGGUGUCAAAUGUGUCGAGACAUUCGCAGAAUUGGUGCCCGAGGUCGAGAAGAUGCUCACGGCGAAGGGCAUGAAACUUGACGACAAUGGCGACUUGAUCGGGGAGAACAUACACGUGCAAAAAGAGAAGCCAAAGAAGAAGUCGCAGCUUGAGGCAGAGAAGGCAGACUUGCAGAGACAAGUCGAUGAUCUGCUAGCCAAGCUGGCGGUACAGUCGAACAUGUGA